This is a messenger RNA of Eimeria tenella, 408 nucleotides long. RefSeq lists its product as uncharacterized. NCBI's taxonomy places the organism in Eukaryota, Apicomplexa, Conoidasida, Eucoccidiorida, Eimeriidae. The annotation marks the transcript as partial. The transcript has a single exon. Gene Ontology annotation, biological process: microtubule-based movement; mitotic spindle organization. The record is from RefSeq and is a predicted model, not a curated record. Gene Ontology annotation, molecular function: ATP binding; microtubule motor activity; microtubule binding.
AUGGAUGGUGAGGACCCAGAAGGAGACCCAGUGCUGCGGAAACAUUCUCUCCAAGUCACGGACUUAAGGGGAAUAAUGCCGCGGGCCGUGGAGGAACUCUUCAAGGCCAUUGAGGCCAAGACAAAACCCACCCAGGGGGCCCCCCAAGAGCGGGGCCCCCAGGAGGGGGGCCCCCAGGAGGGGGGCUCCGGGGGCCCCGGGAGUCCCGGGGGGCCCCGUCGGGGAGGGGGGGAGGAAGGCGUGGAGGUGCAGCUGACGGCGACUUUGGUGGAAAUUUAUAAUGAAAGAAUUCGGGACUUGUUGGACCCUUCGAGGGGCCCCCUGGCAGUUAGGGAGGCCCCCAGUGGCCAGACUGUGGUGGCAGACGCCACGGAGGCCCCCUUGGUCUGCUACGAGCAGGCGAUGCAG